Oikopleura dioica is the source of this 1728-nucleotide messenger RNA. The record is from the annotation of a GenBank genome assembly. NCBI's taxonomy places the organism in Eukaryota, Metazoa, Chordata, Appendicularia, Copelata, Oikopleuridae.
AUGCUUUUAUUUUUCCUCUUCCAUGGGGUGCUGGUGGAUUUUGCAUAUUCCAAGAUUUCCCAGCUUUCCCGGUUUGACUCGUUAUCCGCCAAGUCCAAGCUAGCGCCGUUCUGGGAAACUUUCCAAGACGAUGGCGAGUUCGACAAAUGGAUUUCCUUUUCUUCAGAAGAACUUUCUCUCUACAAAGAAAAGGCGCGGGCGAUGUUCUACCACGGCUACGAAAACUACAUGUCCCACGCCUUCCCACUCGACGAACUGGACCCGAUCGGCUGCGCGGGCCGCGGCCCGGACCUCCAAAAGCCCGAAAACAUCAACAUCAACGACGUGCUCGGCAACUACUCGUUGACGCUGAUCGAUUCGAUGGACACGCUCGCGCUGCUGGGCGACAAAGAGUCUUUCCGAAGCGCGGUCGAUUUCGUCGUCGAGUCCGUCGAUUUCAACCAGCCCUACUCGGUGAACGUCUUUGAAGUGACAAUUCGCGUGUUGGGCGCCUUGUUGUCCAGCCACUCGUUGAUCGUCGACCCGGAGCAAAUGAUUCCAGACCUGCAUCCGGAAUACAACGGCGGUCUCCUCGGCAAAGCAGUCGACCUGGCCGACCGGAUCAUUCCUUCUUUCGAAACGAGCAGCGGCGUCCCCUUGCCGAGGAUUAAACUCAACGGCGGACCUGCCCACACUUCCAACAGAACUGAUACCACCAUCGCUUCAGCGACUAGUCUUAUUCUCGAAUUUGGACUGCUCAGCAAACUAACUGGCAACGACACUUACCUAUCCUUGGCCCGCAACGCUGUCGAUGUCAUUUGGGGAGUCCGAAACGAAACAACAGGACUGUGGCCGUCUGGAAUUGACUCCCGAACUCUGCUGCCGACGAAUAAUUUCUCCGGCUUCGGCGCUGGUUUCGAUUCUUUUCCCGAAUAUCUGCUCAAGAGCUACAUUAUGUUCGGCUACGAAGUCGAGUUCUCACGCUUCACUGAGCUCAUCAGAUCCUAUCGAAAGUACGCGCGCCAAGGUCGCCCAAAAUGCUUCUCCGGCGACGGGACUGUUCCGUUUUUCACGAACGUGAAUUACUCCACCGGCGAAAUCGCCAACACCUGGCUCGACUCGCUUUCCGCAUUCCUUCCCGGACUUCUGACGCUUUCUGGCGAUGUCGAGGAAGCCGUCUGCCUUCAUUUUCUGUACUUUACGAUUUGGAGAAUGUUCGACGCUUUUCCAGAACGAUUUGAUUGGAAUAAACUUUCGUCGAUUGUCCAUUUCUAUCCGCUGCGGCCUGAGCUUAUUGAAAGCACAUAUCACCUCUACCGAGUGACAAAGAGCCCGUUUUACCUCCACGUGGGAAAAGAGCUGCUCAAUUCGAUCGAGAGAAACAUGAAGACUGAAUGCGGCUUCGCGACGCUGCAUUCUGUGCUGGACAGAACUCUGGAAGACAGAAUGGAAUCCUUCUUUCUCGCAGAAACCGUCAAAUAUUUAUACCUCCUGUUUGACGCUGAAAAUCCGCUCCACAAAUCCGAAAAGUGGAUUUUCUCGACAGAAGGCCACGUCCUCCCCGUUUUAAAAUCGGAAGAAAAAGUCGGUUCAAAGUGCACUUCUCCCGGCUUGAAUCUAACUCGGACUCCAGAAAACACGAUUUGCCCAGGCGUUUGCCACCAGUUCACCAGGCAACAAAACCUUCUACCUCUUCAGCCAAAGUACAUCCGUCAAAUCGAAGCGGCAAUUGGUCUACGGCACCUUUGA